This is a messenger RNA of Perognathus longimembris pacificus (Pacific pocket mouse), 1527 nucleotides long. RefSeq names its product matrix extracellular phosphoglycoprotein (gene Mepe). The record is from RefSeq and is a predicted model, not a curated record. Lineage: Eukaryota; Metazoa; Chordata; Mammalia; Rodentia; Heteromyidae. The transcript is spliced from 4 exons. Gene Ontology annotation, molecular function: extracellular matrix protein binding. Gene Ontology annotation, biological process: biomineral tissue development. Gene Ontology annotation, cellular component: extracellular matrix. The coding region runs from base 19 to 1527 and encodes 502 amino acids.
CCACAGAGAUUCUUAAAGAUGCAACUUGUAUGCAUAGGACUACUCCUUUUCAGCGUGACCUGGUCAGCACCAACUUUUCAACCACAGACUGUGAAAACCAGUCAAGACUGUGUGGAAGAACAGAAGCAGAGAAAAAAAAGUAACAAAACUAUUGCUUUUGAUCUUUUGGAGGAGGAAAGACAUCAAGAGGUCACACCUAAAGAAAACAUGACUCCGAAGAAAAAGAGUGACUUGUCUCUUUUUGUAGUCAAUGAAAAUAAUCAAAACAGCAAACCCUCAAAUCUUUCUGCAAAGACGAAGACAACCAAUGAUGGCACCCGUAUCAGUCGCAAAGGAAAUGCCCAUGAUGACCUAGUGAUGGCCCGGAUUCCAGAAUUCACUGUGGAUAAAAGGACUGAGGAUGGAGCUGGUACCAUAAGCCACCUACAUGUCCAGGAAGAAUAUGGAGCAACUCUCACAACAAAUAGCAGGGGGCCGGGGACUGUGAGCGCACUGUGGGGGGAGGGAAGCAAAGCCACGACACCUAGCAAUGUGCUAAGCAAAAUUCUAGCAGGUGUCAACUAUGUUAAAGUGCAUUCAGAAGGGAAAAAGAAUCAUCAAAGAGGUCCCCAAGACCACAAGAGCUCAGUACAAAGCAAGAGCAACCACUACACCAGACGUGACACUCACUACCUAACGCGGCUCUCCAAAAGCCAAAACGUCCCCAGUGACUUCGAAGGCAGUGGUGACACAAAUCAGGAGACAGAGGCUCACGGCCUCUCUCCUUUCAGUGGGGAUGGCCAGCCUUUCAAGGACUUUUGCUGGGAAGGAGGAGUUACUGGUCCAGAUGUUCAGACAGAGCUCGCAGGCCAAGGUGCAUCUCAGGCUAUUAACCGUGCCCCAGGAGUGCCAGGUUCCAAUGAGCUUCCAGAGACAGAAGGGCAUGAUGGCCGUGUCAUUGGAGCCAGCAGUGACAGAGUGAGAGAGACAGGUACUGGUGUGGACCUUGGGGAGGGCACCAAUGACAUCAUAGGAAAUACCAAUUUUAGGGAACUCCCUGGAAAAGAAGGAAACAGAGUAGAUGCUGACAGCCAAAAUGCUCAGCAAGGAAAAGUGGAGUCCCAUUAUCCAAAAUCUCCCUCAAGAGAGAAAGGGAAAGAAGGUGGUAGAGAUACAAGUGAAAGUACUCAUUACAAUGAAUUCCCUACCCACGGCAAGGGGAGCUCCUAUAAAGGACCAGAGCAAUCUAAUAGGAAUGAAGUGACCUUAAGUGAGAAACCAAUAAUACCUUCUCGUGGCCUUGAUAAUGAAAUUAGACAUGAAAUAGAUUCCCACAAUGUCCCCAGUAAUGAGGGGAAUAUAGUAACUCACAGGAGACAAACCCAUGGGGGACAGCAUAAUUCUACACGGAAUAAAGGGAGGUCUCACAGGAAAGGCCCCUGGAGUUACAGAAGACUCCAUUCUCAUAGGAGGGCUAGCCCUUCCCACAGGGACCAUAGCACCGAGUCAUCUGACAGUGGCAGUUCAAGUGAGAGUGCGGAUGAGUAG